Messenger RNA from Klebsormidium nitens, 1650 nucleotides. Lineage: Eukaryota; Viridiplantae; Streptophyta; Klebsormidiophyceae; Klebsormidiales; Klebsormidiaceae. The record is from the annotation of a GenBank genome assembly.
AUGUCUGGAGCGGCCCUAGGAGAUGUCGCGAGAGGGGCGGGUCUUGCGACCGGGACGGUUGGGGGUGGGACUGUGAACAUGGCGCCGUUGUCGACGCGCAUCGUCCCCGGACUGGUGCACGACGUGUGGCAGCAGGACAAGUCCCUGCCGAAGUACCCCAAGCUGACGUCAGACGAGGAGGAUGACGUCAUCAUCGUGGGCGCCGGCAUCGCGGGGCUCAGCAUCGCGUACAAUCUGGUGCAAGCUGGCAAGAAGGUCAUCGUUCUUGAGCGGUAUAGCAUUGGUGCGGGUCAAACCGGUCGCACGACCGCCCACAUCAUGAAGUGGAACGACGACUACUACUACACGCUGGAGAGCAAGUUCGGCACGCACGCUGCUUCUCUGGUGGCGGACAGCCACAAGAAGUCGAUCGACUGGGUGAAGAACGUCGUGGAGAAGGAGAACAUUGACUGUGACUUUCAGCUCGUGCCGGGGUACCUCUUCGGUCACGAUGACGAUAUCCGGCACAAGGCGGGCCCGUCGAGCUCUACGCGCAAGACGCUUGAGAAGGAGUUCGACGCGGCCCAUCGGCUGGGCCUGACCGAUACGCAGAAAGUGCACCUAGGGUAUGACACCAAGCGGGGGACCAUCGAGAGUGCCUCCUGUUCCCGGACAACGGCGACUUCCACCCGCUCAAGCAUCCAAAAUAUGACGUUAGUCUAUCGCUCCUCAUACGGCUUGGGCAAGCUGUGCUCAAAGCUGACGUCCCAGCACUUUCCGAAGCUGACGUCAUCCCCGCUCCUCCGGCCGCAGUACAUCCACGGCCUGGCCCGCUGCAUCGCGGAGAAGGGCGGCAAGAUCUUCGAGCAGACGCGCGUCAUGGGCCAGACCGCGCGCGACAUCAGCACGGAGGACGGCCACAAGGUGCGCGCGCGCGCGGGCGGGGGUGGCGUCGUGCUCUUGACCAACAGCCCCAUCGACCACAACCUCGCGGUGCACGCGCGCCAGUUGGCGGACCGCUCGUACGUCGUCGGGCUCAAGAUUCCCAAGGGAUCCCUCGAGAGGUGCUCUACCGCUGGACAGGCCAGGUGGGCGCGCGCGCGGGCGGACGUGGCCCGGUUUGGGGUGCUUGUGUACGAGCCCGCGGACAACCUGGGGCUGUACGGAGUGGAGCCCUUCUCUGAGGUCCUCGAUGGCGGACACCUGUACAUUGCAACAGGCGACAGCGGGCAGGGCAUGACGGGCGGCACCAUCGCGGGGAUCGUCAUUGCUGACCCCAUCCUGGGCAAGCACAACCCGUGGGCUGACGUGUACAGCCCCAAGCGCAUGAUUCACGGCCUCUCAUCCCUGGCGCCCCUCGCAGAGGAGUUCGCCAAAAACAUCAAGGGGUACGGCGAGCUGUUGCUGCCGAGCAAGCUCCAGUCGGCGGACGCCCUGGCCAACGACGAUGGCGACAUCUUCCAGAAGGGCAUCCACCACGUGGCGGCCUACAAGGACGCGGAAGGCAAGCUGCACGAGUACUCAGCGAUCUGCCCGCACAUAAAGGCGCUCCUCCAGUGGAACCCGUUGGACAAGACAUUCGACUGCCCGUGCCACGGCUCCAUCUUCGACCGCUACGGCCGCGUCAUCAACGGGCCCGCCAAGGCCGACCUCUUCCCAGCGCCCGUUUAG